Pogona vitticeps (central bearded dragon) is the source of this 1783-nucleotide messenger RNA. It is a transcript of the gene PIPOX, whose product is annotated as pipecolic acid and sarcosine oxidase. The record is from RefSeq and is a predicted model, not a curated record. Lineage: Eukaryota; Metazoa; Chordata; Lepidosauria; Squamata; Agamidae. Gene Ontology annotation, molecular function: flavin adenine dinucleotide binding; L-pipecolate oxidase activity; sarcosine oxidase activity. Gene Ontology annotation, cellular component: peroxisome.
GGCUUGCCUCUCUUCCCUUGCUGGGGAAGCGAGGCUGGACUGUGGUCUCGAUUCAAGAGAAACUCUCAAGAGAAUCCAGAGUUUGGGGGAAAGCGAAGAGAGAAGGCAGAAGGCCAGCCCAGAGGAGAGGCGCAGAGGCUUCUCAGAGCCUGGAGCGGGCACCCAGUCCAAAGCUCUUUCUCCGAUGCCAGCAAAAGCAGGACCUGGCACAAGGUGUCUCUCUUCCCCUCGAGGGGUGGGAUCGGGAAGCAAAGUCCACGUUCCAAAGUCCCCUCGCCGGAGCCUGCAGAGGCAGACCACAAAAGAGGAAAGGCACGACUGGGAAGGGACAGCCAUGGCCACCCGAGGGAAAAUCAGCACCCUCUACGAUGCCCUCGUGGUGGGUGCGGGCAUCCAGGGAGCCUGGGCAGCUUACCACCUGGCCAAGAGAGGGCAGAAGACCCUGUUACUGGAGCAGUUCCCUCUCCCUCACACCCGAGGGAGCUCCCACGGACAGAGCCGGAUCAUCCGCAGCGCCUACCCGGAGGCCCAUUACGUGGCUAUGAUGCCAGAGGCCCACCGCCUCUGGGCGGAGCUGGAGACCGAAACUGGCACCAAGCUGUACAGACCAACUACGGCACUGAUUUUGGGGCGCCAGGAGAAUCCUGAGUUCCAAAGCUACUGUCAGGCCAUGGAACACCACCGUAUCCCAAGAGAAACUUUAACUCCCAAAGCUUUGGCCCAAAGGUUCCCGGAGAUCCACCUGCGUGGUGGAGAGAUGGCCAUAUCCGACCACACAGCUGGGGUCUUGUACGCCGACAAGGCACUUAAAGCUGUCCAGGAUCAAUUCCGACGUGAUGGAGGGACCGUGCGUGAUGGUGAGAAAGUGCUCAGCAUCAUCCCAGGGGCCGUGGUCACUGUAAUAACCAGCCUAGGGGAGCAUCGGGCUAAAAGCCUAGUGGUCACUGCCGGAGCAUGGACGGGUCCACUGUUGGCCUCCCUAGGCCUGCACCUGCCUCUCCAGCCCCUCCGGAUCAGCGUCUGCUAUUGGCGGGCAAAACCGCCGGCCACCCUGGAAGCCAUGCCUUGUUUCCUUGGCAUUUGCCUCAACGGGAGCCAGCACCACAUUUACGGCCUGCCGGCCAACGAGUACCCAGGUCUAGUCAAGAUUUGCUAUCAUCAUGGUACACCGGUGGAUCCAGACACCCCCGACCAGCUGAGCCAGGCCUCUCCAAACCCCGUUCCUGAUGUUCAGAUCCUACAAGAUUUUGUGAGCAAGUACCUGCCAAGCCUUGAUCCUGAACCCGCUGUACAAGAACGCUGUCUAUACACGAACACCCCAGACAAGGAUUUUGUGAUAGAUCGGCACCCGCGUUUUAGGAAUAUUGUCAUCGCAGCUGGGUUUUCAGGCCACGGGUUCAAGUUUGCCCCCGUCAUCGGGAAGGUCCUUGGCCAGCUGUGCCUGGGCCAGGAGCCCUCUUACAACCUGGCGCCGUUCCGGAUAAGCCGUUUCCCGGGCCUGACGAAAGCCUCUCUGUGAAUCUCUCUCAAGCUGACUACGACCGACCGAGAAAGAGGCACGGGGGCUGCGCCUUGCCUUAAAAAACAAACAAACACAAACUGGUGACCUUGCGAACUGGCUCAGCGCCUUGAGCUCACCAUCAUCACCACCACCACCCCGGCCGCGAGAAGGGCCAAGCGCAGCCACACCCUUUGGCCCUGACCGACAGCAUUGUUGUCUUGACUAGCGACACCCACAGCUUGUAAAAGUCUGUUGCUGUUUUUAUUAAAAGCUACAGUAUGA